Messenger RNA from Pteronotus mesoamericanus, 3078 nucleotides. It is a transcript of the gene DCUN1D2, whose product is annotated as defective in cullin neddylation 1 domain containing 2. Lineage: Eukaryota; Metazoa; Chordata; Mammalia; Chiroptera; Mormoopidae. Gene Ontology annotation, cellular component: ubiquitin ligase complex. Gene Ontology annotation, biological process: protein neddylation. Gene Ontology annotation, molecular function: ubiquitin-like protein binding; ubiquitin conjugating enzyme binding; cullin family protein binding. The record is from RefSeq and is a predicted model, not a curated record.
GGCCCGUCCCUUGGGCCCCUCCCCGGGCGGGUGUCCCGGGAGCCGAGGACUAGGACCCUGCGGCUGUAGCGGAGCGGGAGGCGGCUGGGGCUCCUGCGCAGACGGCUGGGCCGCUGAGAAGCGGGGAGCGCCGGGGAGAAUGCGUGCAUGGAGGGAUACCUUAAAGAAAAGCUCUGGGAGCCUUGCUCUGCUGCUUAUUGCUGGCAUCUGCGAGAGCAGUCAGUCUAGUACGAAGGGGACGUUGACAUUGCCCUUCCAUGAGCGGCCGGAGGAGACGCUUCCUUCGGGUUUCAGUGCCAGGAGGAGCUGUGCCACUUCGGGGCCACUGCAUAAGCUUAAGUCAUCUCAGAAGGACAAGGUCCGCCAGUUUAUGGCAUUUACUCAGGCUGGCGAAAGAACUGCCAUCUACUGCUUAACACAGAAUGAGUGGAAACUAGACGUGGCCACCGACAACUUCUUCCAAAACCCAGACUCCUUCCACAAGGAAUCCAUGAGAAACACAGUGGACAAGAAGAAGCUGGAGCAGCUGUAUAACAGGUACAAAGACCCACAAGAUGAAAAUAAAAUUGGAAUUGAUGGGAUUCAACAGUUUUGUGAUGAUUUAAGCCUAGACCCUGCCAGUAUCAGCGUUUUGGUUAUAGCAUGGAAAUUCAGGGCAGCGACCCAAUGUGAAUUUAGCAAAAAAGAAUUUGUAGAUGGCAUGACAGAGCUGGGGUGUGACAGCACAGAAAAGCUGAAAGCUCUUCUGCCAAGACUGGAACAGGAGCUUAAGGACACCGCGAAGUUUAAGGAUUUCUAUCAGUUUACUUUUACCUUUGCUAAGAACCCUGGGCAAAAAGGUCUAGAUUUAGAAAUGGCUGUUGCAUAUUGGAAUUUAGUAUUAUCUGGAAGGUUUAAGUUUUUAGAUCUGUGGAACACCUUUUUAUUGGAACAUCACAAAAGAUCAAUCCCAAGGGACACUUGGAACCUUCUGCUAGAUUUUGGAAAUAUGAUUGCAGAUGAUAUGUCUAACUAUGACGAAGAAGGAGCAUGGCCUGUUCUUAUAGAUGAUUUCGUGGAAUAUGCACGGCCAGUAGUCACAGGCAGUAAACACAGCCCUUUCUAGGCAGAAAAUGAAAAUGGAUUAGGAUUCUGAAAUGAACUGCACCCUGCAAGGAGACAUUUUGGUCAAUUUCUGUGCACACAUGUCACUGAUUUCAGAAGUCAUCCUUGACCAGUCAUCUCUGCUUAAAGAAAAUGGUGGCUGAAUUUGGACACCGUAAGGUCUCAGAAGAUAGCUGCUUGGGGAUGUCUGGAGAUGGGUCACAUACCUGUUGCUUUAGGAGAUUUCUGCAUGAUUUUUACAUUUAUGAAAAAGUACCUAGAGCUUGUUUGCAGGACUGCAGAGCAUGCUGUUAAUUCAUGAUUUCAGGUGAACACCAGCAGUUACCACACUCCACUAAAUUAUAUUGUAAUUACACUUAAAAGAAAAUAUUUGUGCCCUUGGUAGGAUGUUGUAUUUUUAUAAAAGUCAAAGCUGUUUAAAAUGUGCCCAAAAGAAAAUGAUCUUGUCACGGAUUCUAACAUUUUUUUAAACUUGGUGCCAGGAAUUCAAGAUUUAUAUUUUUUGAAUUAUCGAAUAUCUAGAUUUACCAGAUCUAUUUUUGUUUUAAUUUUCUCUAGAUGUUCAUCUGAAAAUCAUUCUAUAGUUUUUAAUAGCCAUUACAGUUUCCACAGCGAUGGCACGUGUAGUAUGUGGUAAUUCCGGGAAAGUUUUAUUUUAAACUGUUUACAAGUCAGCAGGUCUAUUUUACUUCUAAUAUUGUCAUUUGAACUUCCUAAGAAGUUUUGUAAAGUAUGUUUUUUUAAAAAAAUGUAUUUUAUUACGCUUAAAAAGACAUUUUCCAUGAAAAAUAUUUCUUUUAUGAACGAUGAAUUAUAGAGUUAAAAAUUGAGUUGGUUCCUUUCAACUAUCUGUAAUAUCCACAGUGUCCACUUUCCAGCCCUUUGUGUGGUUGUAUACAUUUGGAAGCUAAAACUAAAACACACAUCAUUGUCCACAAAAAAAAAAAAAAAAAGCCAAAUCAGAAACCUUCAUCUCAUUUGCAAGCUGAAGCCUGUCUUUGCCGCACGUUGGCCUUGGCAAGGAGGACCGUCCAGGGUGGCACAGGGAUAGGUGGAUUGCUUGUCCAAAGGCGACGUACCUGCUCUACUUUUGGAAAAGCUCUGUGUAGAGUUUUGAAAAAUCACUGUGUGGACCCUACCUCAUAUUUGAAAAGAUCUUCCCGUCACAAGUGUGCCUGCUGUACUGCCUGUAACCCAGUUUAUGAGGCAAAUAAGCUGGGUUAUUCUGGGACAGAGGAAGUUCACUUCAGAUCUCCUGCAAGCAGAAAGUGUGCCUAAAAUGUGUCGUUUUGAUUUGACUUCCAAAAAUGUGAUUCACUCAGUGUUUUAGGAAGCACCCAUGCACAACCUGAAGUUUGUGUGUACUUGCUGUAUGUGAACUAUUUAUACUUUUGAAUAGAAAUCUUUCAAAGAGGGCAGCGGGCCGUGGAGGACUGGAAAGGGGGCGGAGGCCCAGAGACCACCGGCCAGGCUGGGCCAUCGGCCCCUCACUAGGUGUCAGACCCAGGUAAGUCACUUAACCUCUCCCAGUCCUCCACUUCCUUGCCUUUAAAAAAAACAAAAACAAACAAACAAAAAUAACAAGGCCAUCUCUAUCUGUAAGUCUGUGAUUCUAAGGAGAGCAUUUAUUUUAUAUAAUAAAAGCUAGCUUUAAUAAAAAAACCUCAACAAAUUUAAAGCAUCCUUCAAGGCUUCACGUGUUCUUGACAUGUAAGUGUUCUGUUCAGAGAAGAUUAUAGAACUUGGAUAAUCCUGUAUAAAUUAUAGAGGUCUGCAACACUUUUAUUCUUAAGAUUUAAAGUUAUAUGAGGGAAAAAAAUGUCCUAUGGACUUGUUUAUCAAUAGAUAUCAAAACAUUAGUAAUUGGACAAAGGGUCUUAAAAAAUUGUGCAUUUCUUUUUCUUCUAUUAUAUACAUUUAAAUUCAUGCAUGCUAUGAAAGUGCUAAGAACCUUGGAAAUAUUAAAAUAAAUUA